Messenger RNA from Mitosporidium daphniae, 378 nucleotides. RefSeq lists its product as uncharacterized. The coding region runs from base 1 to 378 and encodes 125 amino acids. The record is from RefSeq and is a predicted model, not a curated record. The transcript has a single exon. NCBI's taxonomy places the organism in Eukaryota, Fungi, Microsporidia.
AUGGGAUUUCCGAUUUCAGUCGCUGACUAUGAAAAGCUUUCUCUUUCAACUGCCAUUCUUUGGUCUUUUUUAGUCUACUUUAUUUUCACCGCUAUCGUAGAAUCUGUCGUACUCUUCUUUAAAAGCAGGAAUGCAGAUGCUAAACCGUUUAAAGAUGAACUUUUGAAUCCGAUUACUGCAGCAAUGUUUACACUUAGCCCAAUAAUAAUGCUUUCGAUACAUGCCAUAAUGGCACUAUUGGUUCAUGGAAGCCCUGUCAACCCCAAAUAUUUGGCUCCAAUUUUGGGAUUAAUUGAAGCGUUGAAACCUAAUACUGGUAAACCUGUUCCUCCUAAAGACGCUAAAACUGGUUCUAAAGAAAUUACUGACCCCAAAUAA